This is a messenger RNA of Nematolebias whitei (Rio pearlfish), 2408 nucleotides long. Its product is annotated as synembryn-A. The record is from RefSeq and is a predicted model, not a curated record. Gene Ontology annotation, biological process: G protein-coupled receptor signaling pathway. Lineage: Eukaryota; Metazoa; Chordata; Actinopteri; Cyprinodontiformes; Rivulidae. Gene Ontology annotation, cellular component: plasma membrane; cytoplasm. Gene Ontology annotation, molecular function: guanyl-nucleotide exchange factor activity; G-protein alpha-subunit binding.
UGUGCACAUACGUGGACAACAACACUCUGCAGUGAGCAGAGUUUAAACUGGAGGAGCCAUAUCUCAGAAAACUUUAAGAUUUAGGGUCGUUUUAUUCACCCGCAAUUUAACGGCUGACUGGUAAAGUGAUCUGCUCAAGCAUGGACAUAAACAUUGAGGGGAUUAUCCAGUGCAUCAAGCAGGGGGAUGAGAACGGUGUUCAUGUGCAGCUGCAGCAGUUCAACAAAGAGUUUAAGGAGCAUAAAGUGAGGGAGUACGCUGAUUCUGACUCUGACAAUGAGGAGUACAAAGAGGAAAAUCGAGGCCUCCUCCUCCGACAGAAUUUAUCUGUCGUUCUUGCGAGGUUCAUAAAAACAGGAGUCAAGCGUCACCUGUUGAGAGUAUCUCUGCGCUCCCUGAGGAUCCUGAGCAGAGACAAAAAGAUCCUGGGCCACUUGGUGACUGACAGCACUCUCCUGACGUUGGCCAAACUAGCCGGGUUGACCACCAGUGAUGCUGGCAGCGAAGCCACUGACCCAGACUUUGAUUUCUAUGAUGACGUCAUUGCUUCGCUUGCAAAGGCCAAAGUGCUGCAGAGUCUCAGAGCAGAGGAUGAGGGUGAAGCCAACGUCGCUGAACAAAAUGAGGAGUGUCCUCUUGUUGAUGAGGAUUUAAAAAGUGGCACGAGCAUCGUCAACUGUGGAGACAGCAUCCAUGAAAUGCACAGAGGUGGGACCCAUCAGAAGGUGCUGGAGCGAGGGAGGAAGGACCGCAGGGAGAGCAAGAUGGACGGAGAGGAAGAGGAGGAUGAGGAAGGGGAGUUAGGAGAAGAGGCACUGAGGAAAGAGGCCAUGAAGGUGUUGUGUAAUGUGGUGUACAACAGCAGCUGGGCGCAGGAGAGGUUCAGCUCACUCAGACUUCUGAGUGGACUCAUCCAGCUUCUCUCCUCCGGUGUCAGCUGUUCGCCUCCUUCCAGUGUUCAAUUUUACGAGCUUCGCCUCAUGUUCCUCAUCACCGCACUGCGUCCGGAGCUCAGCGCUCAGCUUCGGCAGGAGGGAGGGGUGCCCAUCCUCACCGCCAUCUUGGAGAGCAGCCUGGAUGUUCAGUGGAAGGAGCAGUACGAAUGUGUGCUGGACCUCGCCGCACCCCCCGUCUCUCUGGAAGCCUCUCAACGCAUCACAGAGAUCCUCAAAAUCCUCUUCACUAUCACUUACAGCACCCACAAGCAGGAGCCGAGUGAAGAUGAUGCAACGCUUUACAGACACCUGGCAGCGAUUCUCCGUCUCUGCCUUAUGAGGAGGUGUAUGCUCCCAGAGGACACUGACGAGCUACAGGGCCACACGGUCAACCUGCUGUCAGCGCUGCCCCUCCAGUGUCUUGACGUGCUGCUGACCGUCCCUCUGCAGCCAGACUCCAAACAAAGUCUGGGAGUCAACAUGGACUGUGUGCAUGUCAUGCUGACGUUCAUGGAGAGGCGCCUGGAGUCGGGAGAAAAAGUCAAGGAGAAACUGACUCCAAUCCUGAAUUUGCUGAUCGAGAGCUGCAGGGCUCACAGAGAAACACGCCUGUACAUCAGGAAACAUAUCCUUCCUCCUCUGAGAGAUGUAUCACAAAGGCCAGAGGAUGGCACCACGGUGAGGAGCCGCCUGGUUCGCCUCAUGACUCAUCUGGACACAGACCUCAAACACUGCGCUGCCGACCUCCUCUUUGUCCUCUGCAAGGAAAAUGUGAGGCGUUUUGUCAAGUACACCGGCUACGGUAAUGCAGCGGGUCUGCUGGCCACCAGGGGCCUGCUGGGAGGUCAGAGGGUCAGGAGCUCCAGCACCGACGCUCAGUACUCCAGCGACUCAGAUUCAGACACAGAGGAGUACCGGCAGGUGAAAGACCGCAUCAACCCUGUGACGGGGCGGGUGGAGGCCGAGCAGCCAGACCCCAUGGAGGGCAUGACGGAGGAGGAGAAGGAGGAGGAGGCCAAGAGGCUCAUCAUGCUCUUCAACAAGCUGUCCAGAGAGAACAUCAUCCAGCCCAUGGGGGUGGAUGAAGAAGGGAAGCUCGUCCCAAUGAGAGGUCUGGAGGAAAACCUCCUCGCUGAAGAAGCAAAGUCUGAGCUGGAGAACGAAGCGGAGUCAGACAAAGAAGACAAGGACUGAAAAAUGUUGAACUCAUUCACUUUAUUGAUUUUGCUUUGUAAACACUGAAUUUUAUGAGUUUGUUAGCGCAUGAAAUUCUAAAAUGAAACAAUAUUUAGUCAAACAAACAUUCUGACAGAAACUAAAUGUUUUAUAGAAAAUGAAAACUUUAACUCUCUUAUAUUCAGAAAAUAAAAAUGUACCGCAGCUUUAUCUCUGGUCUGACAGGAAAUAAAAUUAUCGUUUUAGUUCUGGAGAAGGAAUCAAAUUUAUCACGAGCAUAAUUAGAAAGUCGGAACA